AUGGGGAUUCCGUCCGAGCAGUCACAAGGCGCCGCGGCAGUGACUCUCACGGCUGGGAGUGACGUAGCUCCGAGAACAGCGAUAGCCGUAGCCGAUUGGUGCAAGGCACGUGGCGGACUCGCAGUGGACGUCGUGCAGGCCGCAGCCGAUCAGGCCGCCCCCUCCCUCGUGAGCGCGGCCAGCAGCCAGCCUGUAGCGGGCGCUACAGCAGUGUGGGCGGCUCUCGCUCUGGCGACAGGAGGCGACGCCGCCAAUGCGCUGCUGGGGAGGGAUGGCGCCGCGCGCGCUGAGGUGACUCAGUGGCUUCGCCAUCCCUGGGUCGUCGGCUCCCUGGCCUCUCUUGCCACGUCAGCAUGCCCAUCAGCAUCCACGUCAGCAGCUGUGCUGGACCCUCUCCCUCGCCUGCGCGCCCUCAACGCCUACCUGACUCCCCGCUCUGUGCUCGUGGGGCCAGGUGUCGCAAUCACAUUGGCUGACAUUGCAGUCUUCGGCGCUGUUCACGAUGAUGUGCUGCUGGUGACGCCGUGUGACAGGGACGAGCUGCCGCACCUGAUGCGGUGGAUCGACCUGGUGCAGCACAAGGGGCAUGUGCGGGACACCUUCUCGCACAUCACUGUCUACACUGCCAAGUUUGACCCUCCUGCACCGGUUCCUCUUCCUGCCAAACCUGCAGCGCAGCCGAGCCAGUCAUCAGGUUCGGGAGGUGCCAAGCCUGCCACAGCAGCAGCGGGGAAGGCAGCUGCAGCCCCGGCAGAGGCUUCAACGGCAGCAGCUGCUCCGGCUGCUGCCCCUUCCACCACUGCCGCACCACAGGGUGACGCGGCAGGCAAGGGGAAGGGGAAGGAAGAGAAGAAGGGCAAGGGGGAGGAAAAGAAAGGCGAAGCGAAGGAAGGGGCGGGUGGAGGGGGAGGAAAAGGGGCGGACGUGAGUGUGGGCAUAUUGGACAUACGAGUGGGGCAGAUCAAGAAAGUCUGGAAACACCCCAAUGCAGACGCGCUAUAUGUGGAGGAGAUAGAUGUGGGCGAGGGCAGUGUGCGGCAGGUGGUGAGCGGGCUCGCCAAAUUCGUCACAGAGGAUGAGAUGAUGGGCAUGCGGGUGGUGGUGCUCACAAACGUGAAGCCGGGGAAAGUGAGGGACGUCGUAUCGGCCGGCCUGGUGCUGUGUGCGUCCAACGAGGACCACACGGUGUGCCGCCCCGUGCAACCACCCGAAGGGGCUGCCAUCGGCGAGAAGAUCACUUUCGCUGGAGUGGACGGCAAGCCCGAGGAAGUGCUCAACCCCAAGAAGAAGCUUUUCGAGAAGCUCCAGCCGGUGCGUGCCUUGCUGCCCCUUAUCGUCUCCUCUUAUCUCCCUGUUUGCACGUCAUCCGUUCCCUCCGGACCCCCACACCCACCUUCCGUUGCCCCCCUUUCCGCCCCUUCGUCCCCCCUUCCUCCCCGGUCCCCACUUCCCCAUCCUCGGCCCCUUGUUUUUUCGGAGCCCCACUUCCCCGCCAUAGCCCUUCCCGCCCCCCCCGUCCGUGCUUGCGCACAGAUGAUGGAGCCAGUUUCUGCGCACGGACGGCACAGGGGUGGCCAUGAUCCAGGACACGACCAUGAUGAUAAUCUUUCGUCCCCCUUUCCCCACCUUGCCCUCCCGUUCACACUUUCCCGUCCCUUCCCUGCCCCCCCGCAUCAGUUUCUGCGCACGGACGGCACGGGGGUGGCCAUGUUCCAGGACACGCCCAUGAUGACGUCAGCAGGGCCCUGCACAUCCACCAUUCUAGCGCCAGACGCGCACUUCACUCCCCCAGUCUCUCCGCAAGCGCACCCUCCGCCAGAGCAGCUCUCCCCGCAGCGGCAGUUAGCGCCAGACGCGCACCCGCCACUUGUGCCCCCUCCGCAAGCGCAACCCGCGCCUGAGCAGCGCUCCCCGCAGCUGCAGUUAGCCCCGGACGCGCACUUCCCUCCCGCCUGCCCUCCCGCCUGCCCCCCGCAAGCGCAGCCUGCGCCGGAGCAGUCUUCCCCGCAGCAGUAG
Molecule: messenger RNA, 2016 nt
Organism: Closterium sp. Naga37s-1
Lineage: Eukaryota; Viridiplantae; Streptophyta; Zygnematophyceae; Desmidiales; Closteriaceae
Source: the annotation of a GenBank genome assembly